AUGGUCGAAUAUAUUCCUCCUCCAGAACCGAGACAACUGCUUGGGCCGUUGCUUGCUUGUCUGCCGCUCGGCUUUGCGUCCUCUCGGCCGCCACCAGUACUGCUGCCUCUGCUCUCCCCAGUUCUUCGACAGCGAGUGCAGCUGCUGGGAUCUGGCUCUGCUUCAUCGUCUGAGUCCUGGCUUCAACUGCUGUGCUGGGGCCCCGCCAAUGCAGCGGAGUUGGAGAGGAUCGUGGGAGAGGCAGAGGAGUCGUUUGAACCGCAUCCAGUGUCGGGAGAGAUAGAGAUCCCCGACGACAUCACGAUAACGUAUAGACGGUUUGAUUCCGAGACACUGCGUUGUCGACUUCCGCUGAACGAGUUUGACCUCACGGUGGUGUAUGUAUGGUGUCCCGCAGACCAGGAAGGGGGCGGACCAGGGUGGAGAGUGGCAGAAGUUCUGCCGCUUGAUGCGCUCAGGGACGAAGAUGACGCUUGGUUUGGUUCUGUGGAAGAGGCCAACGAGGCGGUAGAGGAGUUGACGCUCAAGGAAGCGUUAAGAGAGGUGACACCGAGUAACAAGACGGUCCCAAUCAUCGUCCAGGAACGAGAUGACGGAGACAGGGACGACGAGGACGACUACUGGGCUCAGUAUGACAACGUUCAGUCACGCACGCCGGCGAACGGUGUGACCGGCAUGGCUCAGGGCCAGAAUGACGGUCCUGGCGGGGAACAGAUGUCUGACGCCGCAUACUACAACCAGUACUCCAACGUCCAGCCUGCUCUCGACAACGACGAUCCUACUGUCGACAAGGCCGAUGUUGGAGACACCUCUCUCGACGGAAACACCCUAGAAGACAUCUUCAAGCGGCAGAUGGGCAAUAUCAUCCAGCAACAGCUGCAGUCGCAGUCGAAGUCGCAGUCGACCACUGAACGAGGGAGACAGCCGGUCGACGACUCCAGCGUUCCACUCAGCCACCCACGUCCAGCCUCUGCCUCGUCCUCGAACCGGUCUGAUGCCAUAUCUAAACUCGAGCACUCGGCAGAAUGUCAGUCUGCCUCUGAGAUGGCCAUUCGACAGCACAUCUCGACCAACGUCAAGAGCAUGUUCCGACUCGCCAGGGCGUCGGGUAUGUCUAGAGCAGAGUACCAGGCCAUGAUAACGAGGGAGCUCGACCUGCUUGAAAUGAUGGAAAAUGACGAUUAA
This is a messenger RNA of Microsporum canis CBS 113480, 1185 nucleotides long. RefSeq lists its product as hypothetical. The coding region runs from base 1 to 1185 and encodes 394 amino acids. The record is from RefSeq and is a predicted model, not a curated record. Lineage: Eukaryota; Fungi; Ascomycota; Eurotiomycetes; Onygenales; Arthrodermataceae. The transcript has a single exon.